AGAGCAGCAGCAUGGAGGAGCAGACGCAGAGCUUCAGAGCCGCAGGAGACGAUGAGAGCAGUCUGUUUCACCUCCGUCUGAUGAAGCGCAGACACAAACACAGAGACGGAGAGCUGAAGUUCCUGUUACACAGGCUGACCGUGAUUGGCCGUCUCUCGUGUGCGGCGGCUGACAGGAGGACGGUGGCAGAUCAUUACGAGAGUCUGACGCUCGGCCUGCAGAGGACUCGCUCUGGAGAAGACGUCAGCGGUCUCCUGCUGCUCUACCCUCGACACGCACUGCUCGUCAUCGAGUGUUCGACUGAAGCUCUGCUGUCUGUCCUGCAAGACCUGAGACACAUGGAGGAAAACAGCGGCCCGGUCCUGGAGCCCCGAAUCCUGCUGGUGUCCCACGACCUUCCCAGCAGACUCUUCCAGCGCUGGAGCUACAAGCUUCUGGACGAGUCUGACAGCCGGAGGACGCUCGUCUCAGAAGAACAGAGCCCUGAGAAAGUCCUGAGCGACACCCUCCAUCAGGUCCUGAGACUCGGACAGCACCUCUUCAACAAAACACACCUGACCACGGUGAUUCCGGAUGAGGCGCUGAAGGACGCGUCACUUCCUCCUCAGGCCGCGGUGUCUCGUCUGCUCCGGAUGGAGGCGCUGUUGAGUCCUGCGCGUUACAUCAGCGCGUAUCAUUCACCGUUACACCAGCGCCUGGACUCCGGUAACGCGCGUUACUUUCUGCUUAAAGGGACAGUUCGCCCUAAAAUUAAAAUCGCUAUCAUUUACUCACCCUCGAGUAGCUUUAUGAGUUAUGAGUUUCUUUCUUCUGUUGUGAGCGCAGACAUAUUUUUAUAGUCAGUAACCAAACAGCUCACGCUAGCUAUAGUCACGGAAGUGAAUGGCUACCGUCAGCCGUUUGGCGAGUAAAUGAUAACAGAAUUUUCAUUUAUGGGUGAAGUGUCCUUUUAGAGUCUUUAUACUAUUUUCUUUAACGUGACAGCAGUAUAUGAUUUAAAAUAUAGCGCAUUUAUAAUUUACUUUUAUAUGCAGCACUGAAGUUCAUCACUGUGUUAUUCUGUUUGACGUUUAAGUUUUGUGGGCAAACAGACAGCACGAGUUAGCGCUGAACGUGUUGUUUUGUGCAUCUGAUCGUUUAAGGACAUGUUUUCGGGAGUUUUCGUCCCACCACAGUGUAGGUUUGAGAGGUACGUGUGGUUUGAGGUUGUGUGGAGCAUGCACACGUCAGAGCGCCUAAAGAUGCAUCCCCCCUCAGGUGUUUCUCCUGAGAAGAAGACCCCAGUGAUCUUUUGAGCCAAAUUCUAAAUAUGGCCUUUUCGUGAAAUGUUCAUUUUAUAGCUUGAUCUGCUGGCGGUCAGUUUUAGGAGAAACAUCUCAGAUGAAGUGAGGUUAAGUGAAGACUCCAGGGGAAUGUUAUGUCUAUUUUUUUCACAUUUUCUCAUCUAACCGUCAACCAACCAUCGAUAUACUCUUUAAUCUGUUUUAAAGAAAGCACAUUUGUUUGCGCAUGUCAUUAAUAUUUGCCAUUUUUGUGUAUUUUGACAGAAUCUGUGUGGCCUGCAGUGGAACCUCUUAGGAUUAUUUGAACAACUUUAUUAACACUUUUUAAAAAAAUAUCUACUUUUUACCUCAACGGGUUUUAGUAAUGCUUGAAGCUGUUGAAUACAAUGCGUUAUAAAUUAUUUUAAUGCAUUAAUUAUGAAUUGUAAUGCACCUUAUAAUGCAUUGCAUGCAACUGUCACCACAAUAAAUAUAAUACUUAUCUAUUAAUUGUUACACCUUUAGUCAGUAUAAUGCAUUGAAACACAACAUGCUACCAAUUUCACAUCUGCAAAUAUUAUAAUGCAUUUAAGUUUACAUAUAACACAUUCAUCAUACAUAAACGGAUCUAAUAUAAAUCAUUAUUAUAUUAGAUCGUUAUUGUGAAUGAUUCAUCAGCGGUUAUACCAAACAAAUAAAUA
Molecule: messenger RNA, 1963 nt
Organism: Puntigrus tetrazona (Sumatra barb)
Lineage: Eukaryota; Metazoa; Chordata; Actinopteri; Cypriniformes; Cyprinidae
Product: testis-expressed protein 47
Exons: 6
Coding region: 12-839 (275 amino acids)
Molecular function (GO): FAD binding; blue light photoreceptor activity
Source: RefSeq, a predicted model, not a curated record